This is a messenger RNA of Pecten maximus, 4449 nucleotides long. Its product is annotated as importin subunit beta-1-like. Lineage: Eukaryota; Metazoa; Mollusca; Bivalvia; Pectinida; Pectinidae. Gene Ontology annotation, cellular component: nucleus; cytoplasm. The coding region runs from base 146 to 2791 and encodes 881 amino acids. The transcript has 24 exons. The record is from RefSeq and is a predicted model, not a curated record. Gene Ontology annotation, biological process: protein import into nucleus. Gene Ontology annotation, molecular function: small GTPase binding; nuclear import signal receptor activity.
GGAUCACCUUUCUCCCGCCAUCUUGGAUUAUCACGCAGCCCACAUGGGGAAGUGGAGUGACCGGUCUCAAGAGAAAUUGCAUCUAUGAUCUAUGAGUUGUUAGAAGAGUCUUAAAAACUACGUUGGAAAAGUGACCAAGCGAACCAUGGAUCUUGUCAACAUUCUCGAAAAGACUGUCUCGUCAGAUCAACAAGAACUUGAAGCAGCACAGAGGUUUCUUGAGCAAGCAUCGCAAACCAAUUUGCCGGAUCUAUUGCAAUCCUUGUCAGAUGUCCUAAAAAAUGGUGGAAACAGUGCAGUGGUUCGAAUGCAGGCAGGUCUUCAGUUGAAGAAUGCCCUGUACUCCAAAGAUCAAAACAUUCGAGUUGAAUACCAGCAGAGAUGGCUUCAGUUUCCCGAGGAAAGGAGAAGUUUAAUUAAACAAAAUGUACUUGCCUCUUUGGGUACGGAGAGUAUCCGUCCAAGCUCUGCGGCCCAGUGUGUGGCCUAUAUUGCCUGUGCUGAGCUGCCCACUGGAUUGUGGCCUGAUCUCAUCACAGUCCUCACCAGCAAUGUGACAAGUCCAGGAAGCACCGAAAUCAUGAAGGAAUCUGCUCUCGAGGCCAUUGGCUACAUCUGUCAGGAUAUUGAUCCCGACAUUCUGCAGACUCAGUCUAACAUCAUUCUGACAGCUAUCGUGCAUGGUAUGAAGAAAGAAGAACCAAGCAACUAUGUGAGAUUGGCAGCAACCAAUGCACUGCUGAACUCUCUGGAGUUUACUAAAGCAAAUUUUGAUAAAGAGUCUGAAAGACACUUCAUCAUGCAGGUUGUUUGUGAAGCUACCCAAUCAACAGAUACUAGGGUAAAAGUUGCGGCAAUGCAGUGUCUGGUGAAAAUCAUGUCAUUGUACUACAACUACAUGGAGCACUACAUGGGACCUGCCUUGUUUGCUAUCACAAUGGAGGCCAUGAAGAGUGAAGUGGAUGAGAUAGCACUCCAGGGUAUAGAGUUCUGGUCAACUGUCUGCGAUGAGGAAGUUGACUUGUCAAUAGAGCUGUCUGAGGCGGCAGAACAGGGACGGCCCCCAGAAAGAACGAGCAAGUUCUAUGCUAAAGGUGCUCUACAGUAUCUUGCUCCUAUCCUGCUUCAGUCCCUUACCAAGCAGGUAAUGCAUGAGGAACUUGAUGACGAUGAUGAGUGGAACCCAUGUAAAGCGGCUGGUGUGUGUCUCAUGUUGAUGGCCAACUGUUGCGAAGACGAUAUUGUUCCUCAUAUUCUGCCAUUUGUAAAUGACCACAUCCGACACCCAGAUUGGCGCUUCAGGGAUGCUGCAGUCAUGGCUUUUGGUUCCAUAUUAGAAGGACCUGACCCAGCCAAGCUGAAACCUGUUGUAGAACAAGCUAUGAGAAUGCUUAUUGAAUUGUUAAAAGACUCUAGUGUUGUUGUACGCGAUACUGGAGCGUGGACUGUCGGUCGUGUAUGUGAAAUGUUGCCAGAUGCUGUAAUCAAUGAACAAUGCCUAAAUCCACUCUUAGUUGCCCUUGUUGAGGGUCUUACAGCAGAACCUAGGGUCUCUAGCAAUAUUUGUUGGGCAAUUUCUAGUCUAGCUGAGGCAGCCUAUGACACUGCUGCAGAGGCAGCCGAGGAAGGUUCAGAACCACAAACAUAUUGUUUAUCUACCUACUUUGAAACCAUUGUAGAAAAACUAAUUAUUACAACAGAUAGAGCUGAUGGAAACCAGCACAAUUUAAGAAAUGCUGCAUAUGAAGCACUUAUGGAAAUGAUCAAAAAUAGUCCAAAGGAUUGCUAUGCAAUAGUACAGAAAACAACUGUAAUUAUCUUAGAAAAAUUGAACCGAGUUCUUCAGAUGGAGAAUAUGAUUCAGAUGUCUGCAGAUCGAGCCCAGUACAAUGACCUCCAGUCACUUCUCUGUGCCACUCUACAAAGUGUCCUAAGGAAAGUUACCCCUGAGGAUGCACCAAAGAUCUCGGAUCAAGUGAUGACAGCUCUGCUCAGUAUGUUCCAGAGUUCCGCUGGUAAAACUGGCGGUGUUCAGGAGGAUGCUUUACUUGCAGUUUCUACACUCAUUGAGGUAUUAGGAGAUUACUUUAUAAAUUAUAUGGAAGCCUUCAAGCCAUUCCUGCUGAUGAGUUUGAAGAACUUUGAAGAAUAUACAGUGUGUCUAGCGUCCGUAGGGAUUGUUGGAGAUCUGUGCAGGGCACUGGGACCCAAGGUUUUGACAUGCUGUGAUGAAAUUAUGACCAUGCUUUUGGAAAAUUUAGGGAAUUCCACAGUCCAUCGUUCAGUGAAGCCCCAGAUCUUGUCAGCAUUUGGAGAUAUAGCACUUGCCAUUGGUCCGAACUUCAAACCUUACCUUGAAUAUGUAUUAAAUACACUACAGCAAGCCUCACAGGCACAAGUUGACAAAACUGAUUAUGACAUGAUAGACUACCUUAAUGAGUUACGAGAAGGAUGUUUGGAGGCCUACACUGGCAUAGUACAAGGUCUGAAAGGAGAUGGUGAAACGCCUAGUGCUGACAUUGAUCUUAUCCAAGGUCAGGUUGGUCACAUCAUCUCCUUCAUCGAACACAUUGCUUUGGAUGAGGACCAUAGUGAUGACAAUAUAGCUGCCAGUUGUGGACUGAUAGGUGACCUCUGUACAGCAUUCGGUAUGAAGAUUCUACAGUUGGUUGACAAAGAACCAAUCACCGCCCUUUUGACUAAAGGUCGUCGCUCGAAAGCUACUAAGGCCAAGACACUGGCAACCUGGGCAACCAAGGAGAUACGCAAACUGAAGAAUGCUGCUUCCUGAAGGUGAUCUGGAAUAAUCCUCUACUCCUAUGUGACAUUCGGAUACCGUAAACGUCCGUUUUGACAUCAGCUCGUCCAGCGUGACGAAUUGCAUUGAGUGAGAGAAGAGCGAGAGGGGAGAGAGAGAGAGUGUCCACUAAUAUGGCUCUGGCUGACCACCUCGUUAUCUGGGACUCGCGAGCCUCCCGAUCUCCAAAGGACAGCGGACAGAGUUACAAACAAUUCCACAGCGCCCUCACCAGGGCUCACACUUACUGGGGAAACUCCGGGGAACACACAAAUUCCGGGGAACACACCUAGCGAGGGAACUCCAGGGAAACGCUAAUUAAGGAAACGCGUGUGAACUUUUAAAGACCUGCAUAAACCCUGACACGUGGGUUUUCAGAAAUGUGCAGUCUUUCAUUACAAACUACAAGUGGGUUUCCUUACGAUGUGAUAAAGACACAUAUUGUGACAGUUAGCUGUCACUGUGUCACAGUUGACCGUGAAUUUACUGCAUUUUGAACACAGUUACUUGUAUGUAUUUGCUAUUAAGUUAUGAACAGUUUUCCGUAAUAUAUUUUGCUGAAUGUUGUAUUAAGAUGUGAUAUAUUUCCAAGCUCUAUUGUUGGAGGAGUUGUUCCUUAUGAAAGAUGUGGCAACACAUCAUUUCUCAAGAUUGUGAUAUUUAGUUUUUUGUUUGGAAAGUGCUAAUUUGCAUGCAAUUACAGAGAUUUGAGAUCAAAGUGCAGUUUUUUCACAGUCAACAGCGUCUAUAUACACAAAGACAUCCACAGAGAGAGUGUAUCCGUGCCAAGUUUUAUUGAGUGCAGUACAGUCCUUCACCAGCCUAAUGAAAUAUGUCAUCUGCCACUUUAUAACUCCUUUGGAACAUUUCCGUAUGUAUGUGAAAUAUUUCCUUUCACCCGUUCUAUUAUUUUGGUACUUUUUGUUGACAUCUGAUUAUUUUGGCUAUAUGCAAUUAACUCUUAAAGCUAAUUAAUAGAUUUCUAUUUUACUUUUUAUGUUUUUUGUUGUUUUUUUUUGUUUUUUUUUCUCGAGACGGUCAAUUCCAUUUGUGAAUUUGAUUUAGUAUUUAUACUGAUAAUCAUGACCCAAAUUUAAGACCUUGUAAAUUUUGGAAUUAUUCCAGAGUGGUGCUAUUAGUAUUUACUUUCAAAUGAAAAUGUAAAUUUUAAAAAUGGUUAAAGAUCUUUUUUCCUCCUGGCAUGUCAAGAUAAUCUUUAUUUUCUGAUGUAUGAUUUUAUGGAUAAAAGUGUAGUGCCUGAACUAGUUAGAGGGAAACAGACCACUUUUAAACUGGAAUGAUAACUGACAUUUUGCAGAGUUUCAGAGUGACCAGAUGAUUGAACAUUCACCAUCCAUUGCCUGCAUAAAGCCAAAAUAUGAAAGUGAAAAUUCCUGAAUUUUUCUUCUGUUAUUGCCCCUUUACCUUGAGGACUGGGUCAUACUGAUUCCGUUUCUAUGGUGUAUAAGAGGCUAUAUAUAUAUAUAUUUCUACGUUAGUGCUAAUAAUAUGAAGUGCUAAAAUUUUCGGGUGUUAUAUUAUUUUUUGCUUAUUUCGUUUUGGUCAUUUUGUAAGCAGAAUGACACCCAAAUUUUAUCAUUGUCAAAAAAAUCCACUUUAAAGCUGAGAAAUAUAAAAGCUUUAGUAAAUAU